Messenger RNA from Homalodisca vitripennis (glassy-winged sharpshooter), 1824 nucleotides. RefSeq lists its product as uncharacterized. Bases 1 to 1824 code for a protein of 607 amino acids. Lineage: Eukaryota; Metazoa; Arthropoda; Insecta; Hemiptera; Cicadellidae. The record is from RefSeq and is a predicted model, not a curated record. The transcript has 2 exons.
AUGACGCAGACGAGUACAGUGACAGUAGCCGCGGCGGGCGGUGAUGGUGGCGGGACGCCAGGGAAUGGUACUCAUUACAACUCGAUAACGGGAACAAAAUUAAAUUACAUCGCCGCCAGCAGUUCUUUCAAUUACUUGCCGACAUUAAGCACGAGUUACACGGACCGCUCAGCCCUUGCCAGCAGUAAACAGGGUGGUGGUGGCAUCCUGAUAGCUGUUAACAGGACUCUUUAUUCUUCUGAGAUCAUGCAGCUUGAUCUGCUGGUUGAGACUCUGUGUGUACUUGUCAGACUUAAUCCCUUGUUGAAGAUUCUGAUCUGUGCUGUUUACAUGCCUCCACGGUCUCCAACAGGGAUCUACUCUCUUUUUGCUGAGUCGCUCACUGAAACUAUCUCCACUUGCCACAACUUCGAUGCGGUUUUGAUUACCGGUGAUUUCAAUUUGCCUGGCUUCAACUGGAUUAACCCUGACCUCCCCGUUGCUCCUCCUCCUGUGAGAGUUCUUCUGGACCUUGCUUCUCAACUGGAUUUAUCACAGAUCAGUGAUGUCCUCAAUGUUCGGGGAGUCCAAUUGGAUUUGAUAUUUGGCCCGUCUGACCUUUUUACUGUCUCUUUGGAGGACGAUCCGCUUCUUGCAUCUGAACCCUGUCACCCUGCCCUUGGUGUUACCAGUGUUCCUUCUUGCCCAAUGAAUUCUCGUGCUGACCACCCCACAUAUAUUCGGAAUACUCGGAGGUGUAACUUAGAGGCGGUAAGAUGUGAUCUCCAGCAUGGAAUAACUCAACUUGAUUAUAAUUGCAAUGAUGUUAACCUGCUGUUCUCCAGCUUCUGCAAACAACUUGGGGAUUGCAUUAGAUCCCACUCUCCCUGGAAGCGUGUUGGUCCCUCUGUAUUUCCUAGGUGGUUCUCUAAAGAAUUGAAGGAGCUAGUCAUACUUAAGAAGAUACUUCACAAGAGGUUCAAACGAUCUCACGAUGAGAUGGACUGCAGAAUCCGAGAGUGUUGCCGGACCCUCCCCAGGGAAUGCCGUGCAAGCUACGUGGGUUACGUCAACUCUACUAUCUCCUCGAACGUCAAGGUGUUCUGGAGCUUCGUGAAUGACCUCAAUCGCACAUCUACCACUCCUUCUUCACUUGGACUUGGCAACAUUGAGGUCUCUACUCCUUUUGAGAUGUGCGAGCUCUUCGCCACCUACUUUUCCUCUGUAUACACACCUGCAUCUUCCGAAGCUCUGCCUGUUCCGCCCUUCAAUACCUCCUUUGUCUUCUCUGAUUGCUCUGUCUCACUUGAUGCCAUUCACGGAAAACUCGUUGCUCUUGACUCUGCUAAGGGAUGUGGUCCUGAUGAGGUUACUCCGGGUGUCCUCAAGUUUUGUCACUCUGAACUGGCUCCUCUGCUCUGCUUUUUGUUCAACCUCAGCUUGUCCACUGGAAUUUUCCCUGAUGCUCUCAAGGAUGGAUUCGUGAUCCCUAUAAUGAAGUCUGGCGAUUGUAGUGACGCUACAAACUACAGACCGAUUGUGAUACAAUCUGUCCUGAUUAAGGUGUUUGAGAGCCUCAUUCUGGACAUGCUGCAGCCUCUCUUCAAGCAUGUUAUCAUUGAUGAGCAGCACGGUUUCCUCGCAGGAAGGUCAACGGAAACAAACCUCCUUUCACUCCAGUGUUAUGUGAUGGACGCUUUUAGCCGCAGAAACCAAGUGGAUGCAGUUUACAAAGACUUUAGCAAGGCUUUUGACAAAAUAAGUCGCCGGCACCUUCUUGCGAAGUUGGAGGGAUAUGGGGUCGUCGGGGUGAUGCUGCGAUGGUUUCAGGAGCUACCUCUCUGA